Messenger RNA from Bacidia gigantensis, 1704 nucleotides. RefSeq lists its product as uncharacterized. The transcript has a single exon. NCBI's taxonomy places the organism in Eukaryota, Fungi, Ascomycota, Lecanoromycetes, Lecanorales, Ramalinaceae. The record is from RefSeq and is a predicted model, not a curated record. Bases 1 to 1704 code for a protein of 567 amino acids.
AUGGCAGCAAGAGAGCCUGUAGCAAUGCAACAAGGUAUUCAGCAAGUUCCGCAAUUCAUGAUGCCGCCCACGGCAUAUACUGGGCCAAUGUCUACUAACAUGGUCUAUUUCAAUCCACCUGUGCUUCAGCAACAGCCGUCUAUUGGGCCACAGUUUGCCCCAGAGCAUCUCAAUAAAUAUCGUCGUCUCAACUCGAAGCCCGCAUUCCACCCUCUGCGGGAAGGUUUCAGGCAACAUACUGUCGACCAAGGUUUUCGACAUAAUAUUACCCAUUAUCCUGCACAACCUCCGAUGCUUAAUUCUCGUCAUUCUGAGGAUGUAAGGUAUGGCGGACAUCAAUCUCUGCUGCCUGGUAAUUAUAGACCUCUUCUUGGAAUACCAAAUGCUGAUCAGCAAGUCAUGCCUGACCCGCCCCAAACCGGCAUGGUACCAGCGUUCCCUUCUCUUGAUUACCAUCGGCAGAAUAUCAAACUUGAGCAUAGCGACAGUAUGCAGCACUUUCCGCCAAUUCCAGCCCAUGAAGUCCCUGUGCAUACGCCAAUCGGUCAGACACAGACUCAAGCCCCAGGCUCCAACGGACUUCAAGAACUCAUCAAACAUCGUAUUCAAAACCUCGGUAAUAUCGACUCUUGCGAAGAAGGCGUUUUAGAGACAUUGGAAACGCUUAGGCGAGCAAUUCUUAAGCUUAAGAAGUUAUACGCCCAGGCACAGAUAAACGCCUUACCAGCAACAGCGGAUGCAGGUUCCAUUCUUCUCGACCCUCAGAUCUGGGAUAUUCACGAACCAGUUGCGAUUCCAACAGACAGCCGACGGGAAGUCGCAGGUGGGGAAGCCCGUCGGAACGCUGCUGAAGAGUAUUCGACAGCACGCCCGCCACAAGGUGCUUCUCUCAAGCGGUUAAGAACACCAGACCCUGAACCUGAGCGAGCCCAAGUGUCAUCUCCAGCCCGCUCCCCACAGGUCUCAAAGCGCUCAGUGACAUACUCUGCUCCAAGGACAUUCACUUUUGUCACGACCGCACCUUCAAAUUCUGGAGCUACUGAGCCUCAAGUCUGGGGACGACCCAACGUACGCUCAAUUGACGACCGAACAGCAAAGAAGGAUUCGAAAGCUUUGCUGAAUCGGUCAACAAAACGAUUAGAACCCCAGGGUGGCAAUUUCUUAUCCUCCAAUUCAUCAGUGGUGGCGGAUGGCUCAUUCAAGGAGACCGAAGGAGAUACAAUGACAAUUCAAACCGAUAUAGAGGACGAGGAUCCCGCAAACUUGAACGUCCUUAAAUCUCCAGUACAGCUCGCGGCCACGUAUCGCCGGGCAGAGGAUAUCCUCAAUAACGUCGACACCGCCCGUCCGAUGCUACCAUUCAACAGCAUAUCCCGGCGAUCGCAGGAGCAAAAUUGGUCGGAGAACGAAGCCGGAGCUCGAACUUACGUCGGAGCUGACGGUGGACAAAAAGAGCCAGACGUAAACACCAACACUCAGGUCGACAUUACUAGCGGUACACAAGAAAAUCCGAUCGUGGUUUCACCAUCGGAAUGUGGAAGCACCACGCAGCUUCCGCAGAGUCCUCAUGCCCAACGCAGAUCAGCGACGCGUCAUCCAUACUCUGACUUCCUGCUCCCACGGGGAGAGGAGCCGCCAAAGCAUUUCCAAAAGACGCUGUGGGCUAAGGAGUGGAUGCCGGGCAAGGCAUGGCAAAUUUGGUAG